CUCAGGGUAUCUUCCAAUUUCUGCGCAUCAAGAUGGAGAGGAAGAAGCAAACGCCUCUUCGUCUAGAAAUACUUUGCAGCAUAUGCAGAUUGCAGUGUUUGUGGGCGGUCGAGACCUUGAUGCCAAGAACGGGUGCGACUGUGUGCUUUUCGGUAAUCAUGUUCGCGUGAGAGCUGAGAAGAAGUGGAACGCAGGCGCUGAACAGCAUUGGACAGGGCUACCUGGGGAAGCAGGCGCGGUUUUCUAUCCAGAUGGUGCAGUCGAAUGUUGUUUUGGUAAGAUGUUGAUUUGCCGGAGCGGUCGCAAAACAGAGCGUCCGGCUAUGCUGACGACCUCAUUGGAGCGAGGGUUGUAUCCAGGACAGGUACUUCCUUGUUUUAGGGAUGAAAUCUUGAGUUCGUUGUUGUACUAAUGGUACAACGAGGACAAAGUCAUAAUGGUCUUUACCAAAUUUGAAACCAUCGAAUCUUUAAUCCAUCGUUCAAUCAUGGUUCAACGAUUCAGUCGUUACAUCUCCAACAUUUUGAACAUAUUGAAAAUUGCAACCAAAAUCUUGAUCCUUCAGGGGCCAAUCAGACAAGCGGCCCGUUGGAUAGCCCGUGCCCAGGUGUCGAGACGGAUGGCAUUCACAGGUGCCGGAAUAUCUGCGGAAUCUGGUGUGCCGACGUACCGCGAUCCUGGUGGUUUGUGGAAUUUCUACAAUCCGGAAGAAGUCUCGUCUAUCAAGGGGUUCGCACUCGAUCCACGGAAGGUUUGGGCUUUUGAAGUAGAAUUUUUCAAGCUCCUUCGCAGUGUUCAGCACAAUCCAGCACACACUGCGCUGGCAAGCAUGCAUUUCAAAAUAGGUACUUAUUUUCAGCAUCCUGCAAUCGUCAUGUUCGAUAUCUUUGACUAAAGAAAUCGUUUGAUGUUUCCUUCCAAUGCGUGGACUCCAUAUCUGAAAAAAAGGCCUACUAACUUAGAAAAUAUGACAUUCCUAAUCUUCCUCCAAACCUUAAUACAAAAUCAGUGACGCAGAAUGUGGACGGCCUGCAUCAGGGAGCGGGGUCGGAGGACGUAAUUGAGGUUCAUGGAUCGGAGGUGCGCGCUAUCUGCCUCCGAUGUAAGAAGACGACGCCGAUGGGCGAUGUAGUAGACAAAAUCAUUUGCGAGGCGGGGUGUCCUAAGGAGUUCCGCUUGCGCAACAACAUGGCAGAGUUUCUGGAAGACCGAGCAGGAUCGGAUAGCGAACACCUGCCUGACGCUCCUGGGGGGGAUGCAGAUAAAAAAACCGACAACUACAAGAGAAAGGGAGAAGGAGAAGGAGGUGCUGCAUUAAAAGAUGAGGACGAUGACAAAGGCGGUCCCGUAAAGAUGGAGGUGGACCAAGACAGCGCAAGCAAAGUGGCAGAAUCUGCAACGACAACAGCAUCCUCUGGUGGUUCAGCAUGCUCACAACGGGCUCCUGCCCGACUGACAGCGGAGCGACUAGAAGCCUGCUUGGGUGCUCCCACGGAUAAGGACAAAGCCUCCAAUAUGAACAGUAAAAAGGAGGACAGCAAAGGGAAAAAGAAAUCGGACGACUCCGGUAGUUCGUCAGAUUCGUCCUCAGCGCUAAGCGGAAUGUUUGGCGCCAUACGAAAAGGGAAGAAGCGGGUCAAACACGAUCGCUCAAAAGCAGGUGAUUACGACACGGUUCAUCCCGAUGCGACACUCUCAGAACAAUGCAGGAAGGCCUGUACUCAGUAUGCCAUUCGCUGCCGACGGAAAACCAAAAAGAAAAAAAAGGGAAAGAAAAAUGCAGCUCCAACGGCCAACAAAGGGAGACAGGGAGCAACGACAGGUGCUGUGGUUGCCACUGUUGGAGGUAGUUCCCAAGCUAACGCGAAGCCUAUAUCAGUCGUGUCAGAAACCAAUGAUUCUGAUGCGGAUAAAGAGAGUAGCCGAGGUUCCAGUCCAGCAUCAUCGAACUCAAGUUCUUCGAGCAGCGAUGGGGAGACCAGCUUGCGUGCUGAAAUCCGCAAGCUGGGUCUUGGAGGCAAACCGGGUACUCCAAAAAACAAAAGCCAGACAGUCACUAGUGCUAUUGGAGGUGCAGUCGCCGCGGGACCCGGUGCUAGUAGCUCGUCUUCCUCCUCCUCUUCGUCCAGUAGUGAGUCAACGACGUUGAGCCAGUUCGAACUGAAAAACGGACCGCGAGUACGAGAGAUUCCACUGUGCCCGCAUUGUACGGGUCAAAGAGGCAAUCUCUAUUACGAGCGCAUGAAGAACAAGGAAUCUCUGCAAUUUUCCUUGGUGAAAGGGGAGCAAGGAACGGCAACAAGUUCCACGAGGACGAGUUCCUCAAGGAGUACUACUUACAAGGCAGAAUCUUCUGCAGAAGCUGUUUCCUCGAUUGCAUCAGUAGUAGCACCCUGCACCCCUUCUAGCGACCCCUCUUCAUCAGCCUCAGCGACCAAGAAAACCAAACUGUCCAAGAGUGAACGUCUGUAUCCUGUUGGCGUGCUGAAGCCUGACGGCAUCUAUUUCGGCGAGGCCCUGGACAAACACGUCUUGCGGAACGCGAUUCGGGCAGCCAUGCAGAGUGACGUAGUCCUCAUGGUAGGCACCACUGGUAAAGUAGAUCCCGCAAGGCAAAUGCCUAUGCUUGCUCGCGCGCAUAAUCGGGCCAAAGUCGUAGAGAUUAAUCCCAAUCCCACGAUGCUAUCUCGAGUUGCGUCGCUCGCAAUCCGAGAACCCAGUGCGCGCGUUCUGCCUUGGAUCAACGAAGAGGUGGAAGCCUUGCUCGCAGCAAAAGCAGCAUAGUGGAGCGCUUGUGUGGCCACAAUUAUGGCAGCGAGAGUGAUCUGGAUGAUGUGAAAAGACGACACUUCGAGCACACUGUUAGCAGCGAUCAUGGAAGAUGUUGCUGGACUUCCUUCGCCGUAGACCUAUUCUGUCUAAAACGCUUCCAGUGUGGUUUAUUCUAAUCAGUGACGAGAAGGGUUUCUUCGAGACCAUGUCGUGCAUAGUAGAAUGCAACGUGUCUAUUAUCUAAAUCCACGAUGUUACCAUGAC
This is a messenger RNA of Amoebophrya sp. A25, 3036 nucleotides long. The record is from the annotation of a GenBank genome assembly. NCBI's taxonomy places the organism in Eukaryota, Dinophyceae, Syndiniales, Amoebophryaceae.